AUACCAGUAGGAAAAGGCGUUUCCAUCCACGAUCCGGCAAGACUGUGUAGUUUAUCCUACUAACAACCUGACGGACGGAUCAAACUUGCCUGGACCAAAAAACAACAACGCAUUUAUCCACACUAGCUAAUAUAAUUUCAACAUAAGAAUUGCUUUUGUAAUCGCUUUUAUAAAUUUAGGCUAUACAAUAAAAUCCAUUACAAGACAGCGGUCUACAGCUAACAACAUCCUAAACCAACUACAUUCUGGAUAGAGGAGCUGACUGAGGAAGAGUACUUUGCAGCAAGAUUGUACGCGUGUACAUCAAAUAUAAAUCACAUUUUAAUAAAGUUUUGUGAUAGAAGUGAACACUUUCUCUUACGCACAAACACAGAUCAUCUCUCUCGCUUCGCUGACUCAUAGACUCCACAGAAACCAGGACCAUGUCGGAGUACAGCUCUUUGCUCAGUGACCUGUCUGAAAACAUCACCAAUGAGGACUUGGACCAGCUGAAGUCUGCCUGCAAGGAGGACAUCACAGAGGACCAGAGCAACACCAUCACCUCCUCCAAUGAGUGGUUCAACUACCUGGAGGAGAACCAAAAGCUGGCACAGGAUAACCUGUCGUACAUUGAGCACAUCUUUGAGAUCUCACGGCGACCAGACCUGCUGACCCGUGUCAUCGAGUACCGCACCACGGUUCUCAAGAUCUCUGAAGACGAUGAGAUCGACACCAAGCUCACACGCAUCCCCUCCGCCAAGAAGUACAAAGAUAUCAUUCGCCAACCCUCUGAAGAUGAGAUCAUCAAGCUGGCUCCUCCCCCUAAAAAAGUGUGAGGUCUACACCUCUGACCUUUGCACUUUGACCCCUGGCACUCCAACCAUCUCGACCCCCCCCCCCUCCUCCCGCCUCCCCCCAG
Molecule: messenger RNA, 898 nt
Organism: Oncorhynchus masou masou (cherry salmon)
Lineage: Eukaryota; Metazoa; Chordata; Actinopteri; Salmoniformes; Salmonidae
Product: astrocytic phosphoprotein PEA-15-like
Exons: 4
Coding region: 423-815 (130 amino acids)
Biological process (GO): MAPK cascade; regulation of apoptotic process
Molecular function (GO): protein binding
Source: RefSeq, a predicted model, not a curated record